Limanda limanda (common dab) is the source of this 1116-nucleotide messenger RNA. RefSeq names its product opiate receptor-like 1 (gene oprl1). Gene Ontology annotation, biological process: sensory perception of pain; neuropeptide signaling pathway. NCBI's taxonomy places the organism in Eukaryota, Metazoa, Chordata, Actinopteri, Pleuronectiformes, Pleuronectidae. Gene Ontology annotation, molecular function: nociceptin receptor activity; neuropeptide binding. The record is from RefSeq and is a predicted model, not a curated record. Gene Ontology annotation, cellular component: membrane; neuron projection. The transcript is spliced from 5 exons. Bases 1 to 1116 code for a protein of 371 amino acids.
AUGGAGUUUCCUGAUGACUUCCUGCUCGCCGAGCUGAGUCACCUGCAGCUCUACAACGACUCGCUCUUUCCGAACAACUUCACCGGGGGCUACAACGAGACGGAAGCUCUGCUGCCGAUGGGGGUGAAGGUCACCAUCGUGGUCGUCUACAUGAUCGUCUGUGUCAUCGGCCUGGUGGGAAACUUCCUGGUCAUGUAUGUCAUCAUAAGAUACACCAAGAUGAAGACGGCCACGAACAUCUACAUCUUCAACCUGGCUCUGGCCGACUCUCUGUUCCUCGCCACGCUACCCUUCCAGGGAACCGACGUGUUCCUGGGCUUCUGGCCGUUCGGCAACACUCUGUGCAAAGUGGUGGUGUCGAUCGACUACUACAACAUGUUCACCAGCACCUUCACGCUCACGGUGAUGAGCAUGGACCGCUACGUGGCCGUGUGCCACCCGGUCAAGGCUCUGGACAUGAGGACGCCUCACAAGGCCAAGGUGGUGAACAUCUGUGUGUGGGUGUUGGCUUCGGCGUUUGGGAUUCCAGCGAUGGUCCUGGGAAACAUCGAAGAAGAGCAGGAGCACAACACUGUGGAGUGCAUCAUGGUCUUACCUGAACCCCGGAGUCACUGGGAUCAGGUGUUCGGCACCUGCGUCUUCUUCUUCUCCUUCCUCAUCCCCGUGGCGAUCAUCAGCUUCUGCUACAGCCUGAUGGUCAAGCGCCUGCGCAGCGUCCGCAUCCUGUCCGGCUCCAAGGAGAAGGACCGCAACCUGCGCCGCAUCACCAGGAUGGUUCUGGUGGUGGUGGCGGCCUUCGUGGUGUGCUGGACGCCCAUCCAGAUCAUGGUCCUGGCCCAGUCGCUGGGCUUCAACCUCAGCAGCAUGUUCACUCUGGUCCUGAUGCACUUCUGCAUCGCGCUGGGCUACGUCAACAGCAGCUUGAACCCGGUGCUCUACGCCUUCCUGGACGAGAACUUCAAGCGCUGCUUCCGCGAGUUCUGCGGCCCGUCGCCGUUCCGCCUGGACACGCAGCAGUCCGGCCGGAUGAGGAGCAUCGCCAGGGAGGUGGCGGCCGCCUACAGCUGCAAGGCCGGAGACGGGGGGCUCGGGGGGGGGACACCGAAUCCUGCAUGA